AUGUCCCCAGCAUCCGCGGCGGCGACCAGCGAGAGCAGCACCACCACGGUGCCCGAGGAAGAUGCCGAGAGUCCCCGGGAAGAGCAGCGGCCUCUGAAGCAGACCCUGAGCAAGUCUCUGUGCCGCGAGACGCACUGGAAGUGCCUGCUCCUGUCCCUCCUCAUGUACGGCUGCGUGGGGGUCAUGACCUGGUGUCACGUGACCAAGGUGACGCGGCUCACCUUCGACAACGCCUACAAGGGCAAGUCCAUGAUGUACCACGACAGCCCCUGCUCCAACGGCUACAUCUACAUCCCGCUGGCCUUCCUGCUCAUGCUGUACGUGGUGUACCUGGUGGAGUGCUGGCACUGCUACACGCGCAGCGAGCUGCAGUACAAGGUGGAUGUGGAGAGCGUGUCUGAGCGCGUGCAGAGGAUGCAGUCGGCCACGCCCUGCAUCUGGUGGAAGGCCAUCAGCUACCACUACGUCCGGCGCACGCGGCAGGUGACCCGCUACCGCAACGGCGACGCCUACACCACCACGCAGGUGUACCACGAGCGCGUCAACACUCACGUGGCGGAGGCCGAGUUCGACUACGGGAACUGCGGCGUGAAGGACAUCUCCAAGCGUCUCCUGGGGCUGGAGAGCUUCGCCGUGACCAAGCUCCGCUUCACCAAGUGCUUCAGCUUCGCCAACGUGGAGUCGGAGAACUCGUACCUCACGCAGCGCGCCCGCUUCUUCACGGAGAACGAGGGCCUGGACGACUACAUGGAGGCGCGCGAGGGCAUGCACCUGAAGAACGUGGACUUCAAGGAGCACAUGAUGGCGUUCUCCAACCCGGCACACCUGCCCUGGUACGCGUCGCACCUGGCCUUCUGGGCGGCGGCGCUCCUGACGCUGUCCUGGCCGCUGCGCGUGCUGACGGAGUUCCGCACCGCCUACGUGCACUACCACGUGGAGAAGCUGUUCGGCUUCGACUACGCGCCCGUCACCCCGUCCGACGAGCGCGCGCCCUACUGCCGGCACAUCCCGCGCGUCAACACCAUCGACAGCACCGAGCUGGAGUGGCACAUCCGGUCCAACCAGCAGCUGGUGCCCAGCUACUCGGAGGCGGUGCUGAUGGACCUGGCCCAGCUGUCGGCCUGCAGCACGUACGCGCUGUGUGGCAGCGGCGCCGGGGGCGGGGCCUAUCGGCAGAACUGUGAGCGGUGCCACCGGGCCAUCAGCAGCUCGUCCAUCUUCUCCCGCAGCGCGCUCAGCAUCUGCAACGCGGCCAGCCCGCGCCUGCCCUUCAGCGCCAGCCGCUUCUCCCUGGGCCGGCUGUACGGCUCCCGGCGGAGCUGCCUGUGGAGCCGCAGCGGCAGCAGCCUGAACGAGCCGGACGGCGCCGCCCCGGCCGGACCGGCCCCCACCGAGAGCACGCGCUGCCUCUCCGGCCAGCUGGCCAGCAGCACGGGCGACACCACGCCCCCGCCCCCGCCCCCGCCCUAUCAGGACGCCCUGUACUUCCCCGUGCUCAUCGUGCACCGCAACGAGGGCUGCCUCAACCACAACCACCGCUCCCUGCACCGCAACGGGUCCUGCGUGGAGACCUCGCUAUGA
This is a messenger RNA of Conger conger (European conger), 1581 nucleotides long. It is a transcript of the gene tmem151ba, whose product is annotated as transmembrane protein 151Ba. The transcript has 3 exons. The coding region runs from base 1 to 1581 and encodes 526 amino acids. The record is from RefSeq and is a predicted model, not a curated record. NCBI's taxonomy places the organism in Eukaryota, Metazoa, Chordata, Actinopteri, Anguilliformes, Congridae.